AUGGUUAAGGUUGCUGUUCUUGGUGCAGCUGGUGGUAUCGGUCAGCCAUUGUCACUUUUGUUGAAGAUUAAUCCAAAGAUUUCCGAGUUAUCUCUUUUCGAUGUUGUCAAUGUUCCUGGUGUUGGUGCUGAUUUGAGUCAUAUCAACUCUGACUCUACUACAUCUUCUCAUUUGCCUUCCUCAAGAGAAGACAAGACCGCUUUGGCUUCUGCUUUGAAGGGUGCUGAUUUGGUUGUUAUCCCAGCUGGUGUCCCAAGAAAGCCAGGUAUGACCAGAGAUGACUUGUUUAACAUCAAUGCUGGUAUUGUUAAGAGUUUGGCUGAAGGUAUUGCGGAAAAUGCUCCAAACGCUUUUGUAUUGAUCAUCUCUAAUCCUGUCAAUUCCACUGUUCCAAUUGUUGCUGAAACUUUCAAGAAGGCUGGUAUUUACGAUCCUAAGAAGUUGUUUGGUGUUACCACCUUGGAUAUUGUCAGAGCUAACACUUUUAUUUCUCAAUUAUACCCUAAGGAAACCAAACCAUCUGAUUUCAACAUUGCUGUUGUUGGUGGUCACUCUGGUGAAACCAUUGUUCCAUUAUACUCUCUUGGAAACUCUGGAUCUUACCUUGAAAAAUUGUCUGAAGAAGACAAGAAGAAGUUGAUAAACAGAGUUCAAUUUGGUGGUGACGAAGUUGUUCAAGCUAAGAAUGGGGCUGGUUCUGCUACAUUGUCUAUGGCUUAUGCUGGUUACAGAUUGGCUGAAUCUAUCUUGAAGGCUGUUGACGGUUCUUCAGGAAUUACUGAAUGUGCUUUUGUUGAUUUAGACAACACUGCUAUCAAAGGUGCCAAGGAAGCCAAAGAAUUGGUUGGUUUAGGAUUCUUCUCCUUACCUGUAGUUUUAGGACCUGGAGGUGCUGAAGAAGUUAAGUACGAUGUUUUGGAAAAGGCAUCAGCUGAAGAAAAGAAGUUGUUGGAAGUUGCCAAGGAGCAAUUGGCUAAGAACAUUGAAAAGGGCGUUGCAUUCAGUAAGCAAUAA
Messenger RNA from Lizanozyma spartinae, 1014 nucleotides. It is a transcript of the gene MDH1, whose product is annotated as malate dehydrogenase. Gene Ontology annotation, cellular component: cytoplasm. The record is from RefSeq and is a predicted model, not a curated record. Bases 1 to 1014 code for a protein of 337 amino acids. Gene Ontology annotation, biological process: tricarboxylic acid cycle; malate metabolic process. Gene Ontology annotation, molecular function: L-malate dehydrogenase (NAD+) activity. The transcript has a single exon. NCBI's taxonomy places the organism in Eukaryota, Fungi, Ascomycota, Pichiomycetes, Serinales, Debaryomycetaceae.